GUUACACUUGGUGGCAAGAGACGAUGGAGCAGCCAUUUCCGAAUUCGCCCUCAACACACCGCAACGCUGGAGCCUUCCACUGUUGCAUGUCUGUUAAACGCCGCUGGACCUUCAACAAGAAGUACGCUUGCAUUGUCGCCUCGCAUUAAGAUGACUCCCACGACCACCACUACCCCCAACAUCAUCAAGCAUACCGCUCGCCGAUUUGCCAGAACGUCGUCGUCCAAGACCGUUGACUACUCGGUUCCAGCCAAUCGCUACGUGACGGUUGACUCGGAACUCCCUGUUCGACGCACCCAAGCCCUGAUCAUCGGUUGUGGCGCCGCCGGUUCGGCCGCGGCCCUCCGCCUCGCCCGCGAAGGCGUCCAUGUGAUCAUGCUGGGUGCCGCCAUCAACCCCGCCGACUGCAACAGCUACUGGGCCCAAGGCGGCAUCAUCUACAAGUCCAAGGACGACUCGCCCGAGCUGCUUUCGUCCGACAUCCAUCGCGCCGGCGCGGGGGUGUGCCACGACCCAGCCGUGCGUAAAGUCGCGACGGAAGGGCCAGCGUGCGUAGAGGAUUUGCUCUUGGACGUGUCCAAGGUCCCGUUUGAGCGCCACGCCGACACGGGCGAGCUCAAGCUGACGUUGGAAGCCUCGCACAACCGCGCGCGCAUCCUGUUCAAGGCCGACCACACGGGCCAAGCUAUCACGACCGCCAUGCAAGCGGCGGUGAUGAAUCACCCCAACAUUGAGCUGUGCACGGGUCGAGUGGUGUACGACUUGGCCCUGAACGACGAGAACGAGUGCGUCGGCGCGUUGCUCGUGGACCGGUCGACGUCGGCGGUGGAGCUCAUCCACGCCGACAUGACGCUCUUGGCCACGGGGGGGCUCGGGGACUUGUACGCCAACACGUCCAACCCCGAAGGCGCGCGCGGCGAGGGCGUGGCCGUGGCUGCCCGGGCCGGCGCCAAGCUGAAGAACAUGCAGUACGUCCAGUUCCAUCCCACGACGCUGUGUCUGCCGGGGGAGCGGCGUUUCUUGCUCACGGAGGCGCUGCGGGGCGAAGGCGCCAAGCUACGCAACGGCAGCGGUCACUUGUUUGCGCGGGACUACCACGUGGACGGCGAGCUCGCGCCGCGCGACGUGGUGGCGCGUAUGAUCCUGAGCGAGAUGGACAAGGAAGGCGAGAGCUGCAUGUAUCUGGACAUUUCGCACAUGCCGUCCGAGUGGCUCCAGAACCGGUUCCCGACCAUUUACAAGCACUGCUUGGCGCGAGGCAUCGACAUGACCAAGGAGGCCAUGCCGGUGGUGCCCGCGGCGCACUACCACUGCGGAGGCGUCCAAGUCGACUUGAGCGGCAAGACGUCCGUGCCUCGGCUGUACGCGGCGGGCGAAGUGAGCUGCACGGGGAUGCACGGUGCCAACCGCCUCGCGUCGACGUCGCUGUUGGAGGCGUUGGUGUGGGGGUGUGCUGUGGCGACUGACUUUAUGGCCACCACUUUGGUCGGGUCGGCGGUCGAGACGAAUGCCGUGGUGCGCGUCCCGGCCGACAGUGCUGGCCUUGGCCGGCGUCCGUGGCAACCCGCCGACGAGGCUGCCGUGGCGACUAUCUUGACGGAGCUGCAGCAAGCCAUGUGGACGUUUGUGGGUGCCAAGCGGACGGCGGACGGGAUGCUGCGUGGUAUCAAGAUUGUGGGUGCGCUGGAAACCAAGAUGGACUUGCUGAGCGAAUCGGUGACCGUGACGGCGCGCAGCAUGGGCGUGCGCAAUGCCGUCAAGACGGCCAAGUACAUUGCCGAAGCCGCGCUGGCCAGCCCCAUCUCGGUGGGUACCCACUACAUUGUGAGCGACGACCCUGUCAGCGACUGCGCCAGCGAAAGCGACAACGAAGUCGAGUGGAAGAACUUGUGCGCGUAGAUCGCGUUAACAUCCUGCCUAAUGAUACAUGUUUCGUCUCAAGUGUUUUGCGCUGUGCUCGGAUGGAUCGCUGCC
Molecule: messenger RNA, 1974 nt
Organism: Aphanomyces astaci
Lineage: Eukaryota; Oomycota; Saprolegniomycetes; Saprolegniales; Verrucalvaceae
Product: L-aspartate oxidase
Exons: 1
Coding region: 151-1899 (582 amino acids)
Biological process (GO): NAD+ biosynthetic process
Molecular function (GO): L-aspartate oxidase activity
Source: RefSeq, a predicted model, not a curated record